UUUGCCUAUUGCAGCCACACCAGAGCUAUGGAAAGCCUCCUAAGUCAUGGAAGGAGUAUUUCUUUAAGAGGCUUUAGGAGGCUUUCCAUGAUUCUGGUGUGGUUGCAGUGGCACAUUAAUCAAAGUAUUAUUUGCACCUUGGACAAUAGGGCCAAUUGAAGUUAUACGGUCAAUUUAUGCACCACCAACAAAGGCGCCUAAACGGGACUUGUUGGCUCUGCUAGAAAAUCAUGCAAAGUAUGACACCAAGCUCGAACAACUAUGGAUGGAAAUCAAUACAGUUCCUGAAUGGGUAGACUGGGACCAAAUUAAACGAGGGCAGGAGGUGUUCUUUCGCUAUGGGAUGCCAAUCGUGAAUGUACUUCGUUUCCAGAGCCUUUUGGGUGGAAUAGGUCGUAUCGUACGACGCAGACUUCUUGAAACUCUUCAACAUGUCCCCCAAGUUUCUCUUUCCCUGGACGGUAUGAAACCAGGAGGCGCGGGCCACAAAUCUUCUGCGAGAGUCCGUUUACUGCCCUCCUUGGUUCAAUCAGGGAUCCUCAAUCUCGUCAAAGAAAAGCCAGAAUACUACAAUGUUGAUGAAUAUGGCAUCCUGAUCAAUUACCUUGACUGUCUCGCGACCAUUAACACGUUCUCGAGUAUUGUAGUCUGGAUCGGACUUGAAAGAUUAGUCCCAUGAGUUUGCUGAUAACUAUAGAGUGCAUACUUACUUAAGCCUGUUAUAAAUAGUACAGAUCCUCUACUAAGAUAUUUUGUCAAGGUGUUCAUGAACUAAGAGAAUGAAUAAAUCAUGAUGGU
This is a messenger RNA of Aspergillus ochraceoroseus IBT 24754, 798 nucleotides long. RefSeq lists its product as uncharacterized. Lineage: Eukaryota; Fungi; Ascomycota; Eurotiomycetes; Eurotiales; Aspergillaceae. The transcript is spliced from 3 exons. Bases 266 to 679 code for a protein of 137 amino acids. The record is from RefSeq and is a predicted model, not a curated record.